AUGGCAAACAAGUUUCUUUUACGUGACGUGGCUUGCGACGUGACUGGUGACGUGGCUGGCGACGUGGCUGGCGACGUGACUGGUGACGUGGCUGGCGACUUGGCUAGGGGCGUGACUGGUUACGUGACUGGUGACGUGGCUGGUGUCGUGGCUAGCGAUGUGACUGGUGACGUAGCUGGUGACGUGACUGGUGACGUGGCUGGCUACUUGACUAGGGAUGUGACUGGUGACGUGGCUAGUGAUGUGACUGGUGACGUAGCUGGUGACGUGACUGGUGACGUGGCUGGCUACUUGACUAGGGAUGUGACUGGUGACGUGGCUGGUGACGUGGCUAGUGAUGUGACUGGUGACGUAGCUGGUGACGUGACUCGUGAAGUAGCUGGCUACUUGGCUAGGGAUGUGACUGGUGACGUGACUCGUGACGUGGCUGGUGACGUGGCUGGCUACUUGACUAGGGAUGUGACUGGUGACGUGGCUGGUGACGUGGCUAGUGAUGUGACUGGUGACGUAGCUGGUGACGUGACUGGUGACGUGGCUGGCUACUUGACUAGGGAUGUGACUGGUGACGUGGCUGGUGACGUGGCUAGUGAUGUGACUGGUGACGUAGCUGGUGACGUGACUGGUGACGUGGCUGGUCACUUGACUAGGGAUGUGACUGGUGACGUGGCUGGUGACGUGGCUAGUGAUGUGACUGGUGACGUAGCUGGUGAUGUGACUGGUGACGUGGCUGGCUACUUGACUAGGGAUGUGACUGGUUACGUGACUGGUGACGUGGCUAGUGAUGUGACUGGUGACGUAGCUGGUGACGUGACUGGUGAAGUAGCUGGCUACUUGGCUAGGGAUGUGACUGGUGACGUGGCUGGUGACGUGGCUAGUGAUGUGACUGGUGACGUAGCUGGUGACGUGACUGGUGACGUGGCCGGCUACUUGACUAGGGAUGUGACUGGUGACGUGGCUGGUGACGUGGCUAGUGAUGUGACUGGUGACGUAGCUGGUGACGUGACUGAUGAAGUAGCUGGCUACUUGGCUAGGGAUGUGACUGGUGACGUGACUCGUGACGUGGCUGGUGACGUGGCUAGUGAUGUGACUGGUGACGUAGCUGGUGACGUGACUGGUGACGUGGCUGAUUACUUGACUAGGGAUGUGACUGGUGACGUGGCUGGUGACGUGGCUAGUGAUGUGACUGGUGACGUAGCUGGUGACGUGACUGGUGACGUGGCUGGCUACUUGACUCGGGAUGUGACUGGUGACGUGGCUGGUGACGUGGCUAGUGAUGUGACUGGUGACGUAGCUGGUGAUGUGACUGGUGACGUGGCUGGCUACUUGACUAGGGAUGUGACUGGUUACGUGACUGGUGACGUGGCUAGUGAUGUGACUGGUGACGUAGCUGGUGACGUGACUGGUGAAGUAGCUGGCUACUUGGCUAGGGAUGUGACUGGUGACGUGACUCGUGACGUGGCUGCAGCUAGUGUCAAAGAUGAGAGGAUGAAGUCGAUACAAUUCAGUUCAACAAAGAAGAUUGAAGUAGGUGGAGAAGGCAGUUUCAAGCCUGAUAAAGUCACAAAAGUGAGUUAUACAGAGCACCCAAUAAUGUUCCCAGAGGACAAUCCUGGACGGAAGAUCCAGGAAGAGGACAACGACAUGAACCGCAACAUAUUCGACGCUCCCAGGAUAGCAUGUCCUCCCGGAACCAAACCGGACAACAAAGGACGAUGCCGGAACUUGGAUUGA
This is a messenger RNA of Macrosteles quadrilineatus (aster leafhopper), 1731 nucleotides long. RefSeq names its product cysteine-rich, acidic integral membrane protein-like. The transcript is spliced from 3 exons. The record is from RefSeq and is a predicted model, not a curated record. Lineage: Eukaryota; Metazoa; Arthropoda; Insecta; Hemiptera; Cicadellidae. The coding region runs from base 1 to 1731 and encodes 576 amino acids.